Molecule: messenger RNA, 693 nt
Organism: Debaryomyces hansenii CBS767
Lineage: Eukaryota; Fungi; Ascomycota; Pichiomycetes; Serinales; Debaryomycetaceae
Gene: RCN1
Product: Rcn1p
Exons: 1
Coding region: 1-693 (230 amino acids)
Biological process (GO): calcium-mediated signaling
Cellular component (GO): nucleus; cytoplasm
Molecular function (GO): calcium-dependent protein serine/threonine phosphatase regulator activity
Source: RefSeq, a predicted model, not a curated record
AUGGCCAUACGAAAUCCUACUAAUACGUUGAUAUUGACAAACGUAGCAUCUGGGAUACUAAACGACCCUAGUCCUUUGGUUGAAUUUUUGUCGAAGAAGAACUAUACGAUUGAGUUAGUCGCUUUACCUAAAUUUGGCAGAAUUUUGGUGAUAUGUGAUAUAACGGAGAACUCACAAGAGGUGUUGCAGUCACUUAAACUCUCUAGUGAAUGGGGUUAUUUGGGGAUCACAUACAGCAUAAGAGAUAAUCAUUGGAGCAUUCUGGGUUCAGACGCCGAUUUAUUUGCCAGCAAAGUGGACUCAAAAGACUACUUAGAACUCCCGCUGGAAGAUGGCAGCAGAAGAUUUCUAAUUUCACCUCCACUUUCACCUCCAGCGGAAUGGGACCAUUGGGAUAGGGUUGAAGAGGGACCUAAUUCUAAAUCAGUCUAUUCGCCACAAGACUUGUCUCAUUUACUUUGGGAAAGGCUUGGAGGACUUCAGAGCUCAGAUGUUCGUAAGUACCAAGAUGAAGAGAUAGAAGAAAAUGAAUAUGAGAUUAGGGACAUGAAAACAGAACCAGAAGUAUUAUUUGAAGAUAUAGAUAAUGGGGUCCCUGCAAUAGUGCUAGAUACGGUUAAUAACAAGAAUAAAUCUGACCCCCUGUCCAAAAAACCGAUUGCAAAGACUUCAAUCCCUCCGCCUUUGGAUUAA